CCCACAAUUCUCGUUGCCAUCGCCGCCAUUCAGCAUAAUUGGAGAUACGACGCUUUCUGCCUAAAUCAGUCAUUGUUUACAUGACAGAUGCACAAAACUACCUUAAAUUCAGAAAUUUUACCAUGUUAUAACUGAACUGUCAUUAGUUAGAUAAUUUUUAAUCCACAAAUAACAUUAUGAGUGCAACAACAGGCAAAAAGAAAGGUGGAGGAUUUUUGUCGCGUCAAGCCAAAACUAAAGACAAAGGUCAACAGUUGGAACAUAUUUCAGAAGACGAGUUGCUUAAGAAAAAUUCAGUUUGUCCAGAUGAUGUACUUGGUCUUUGUAAAAUUACAGACAAUUAUUUGUGCCCUCCAGAGGCCAAUAUUUAUGGAAUAGACUUUACAAGGUUUAAGUUGAGGGAUAUGGAUUCUGGGUCUGUGAUAUUUGAGGUUGCCAAACCUCCUCCUGCAGAAGAGGAUGAAGAUGUUGAUCCAGACGAAAUUGAUCCAAAUGCAGGAAGAUUUGUACGAUACCAGUUCACUCCACAGUUUUUAAGAUUAAAAACAGUAGGAGCUACGGUAGAGUUUGUAGUUGGAGAUAAACCAGUCAGCAAGUUUAGAAUGAUAGAAAGACAUUUCUUUAAAGAAAAACUGUUGAAAAGUUUUGAUUUUGAGUUUGGGUUUUGUAUCCCACACAGUAGGAAUACAGUGGAACAUAUAUAUGAAUUUCCUACAUUAACCACAGAAGAAAUUCAAGACAUGAUGGAUCAUCCAUUUGAUACACGAUCAGACAGUUUUUACUUUGUUGAAGACAAGCUGAUCAUGCACAACAAAGCUGAUUACGCAUAUAACAGUGGAGCAUAGCCAAAAAAGACAAAAUUAAACAGAUACCAGAUCUCACUGGUCACUGGCUUACACAUACAAAUUUUCAUUGAUCAAUGGCUGUAAAUAGACAUUAUGCUAAUCAGUCAUAUGAUUAAAAACAAAAAUAUCAAUGAACAGGGAAUAACAUUGACUUGAUUUGUUUCAGCUACAAGUUUUUAUUUAUCAUAGCUGAAAUACCUGACCUUUUAGCAACAAACCAGGAGAAUGUGAAUAAAAAUCACAACACUUGAUUAUUGUCCCACCUGUGUGUAGCCAUUUUGUGUUGCUUGUUUAUUGUAUGUAGAUUUUUUAUUCAGGGAAAAUUGAAAAAGUCCUAAUAUAUAGAAUUUUUUAAGUUUUAAGAUAUAUACAUUUAUAGAUAUAUUACUAACAGAUUUUGCAUAAUAACUGAUAAUUAAUACUUGCCGCUUAAAAUGAUAACAAUAAACAUUACAUUAUAAGUAUUUUUCCAAAAUAUGCUCAAUUAAUUUUUUUCUGCUUUUCUUUUUUGGCAAAUGAACUGUGGGACAAUAUCCAAGUUCUAUCAACUUUUGUAAAAUCUUACAUUUACUUAAAAUAAGCUUUCUUUUUUCAAAAAUUUUGAACUUUUUCAAAUUCAGAAGAUUGGGAUUUAUUUUGUGUUUUAAUUGAUAAACGACCUAAACAAUUGACCCAUCCAUAUAAAAUUUUAUUACUUAAUUGAUUUUUGUUUUUAUUAAAUACUCUUCACACCAAAUAAUUCUUUUGGGACGAUUAAUUUCUCCCUUAUGGGUAACAUAACUUUUUCACCAAUUACCUUAAAAAAUGCAGAUUCAAAAUUUUGAACCUUCUUCAGUUGACAUGAUGAUGAAGUUGGUGAUUCACUGUAAAACGUAUGUGUCUGUGGGUGAUAUUUAGUUACAACAUUUUCAUUAUUAACUUCUAUCAUCAAAUACACAACUUAGAAGAGAGAGAUAUAUUUAAGGGGAUAGCAGAAAGUCUUCUGCAUGAACCUACCUUGUUGGUAAAUACCUAAAAAAGAGUUGAGGUCUGUUGUAAGCCACAAAGUUAUUUUUGAUAUUUGAGAGUCAUUAAAGAUUGUAUAAGUGUUUUUACCUGAUUAAACCUAAUUAUAUGGUGCAUAAUUGUUACGAUGUACAUUCCAUCAGAAUGAUUGUAAAGUUAGAUGAAUAUUGUGUGUAAUUCUAAACUUUUGUAAAUAAACACGUUUACUUGAAAAAAAGGAUAACUUAUUUAAUAAUUUAAAUGCAGUUUGUGCAAAAACCAUGUUGGAUUUUUUGUUACUGCUUCAUUCUGAAAAAUUCCCUUAUAGUACAAAUGAUAGACACACUUUUACAUGUAACUAAAUGGAGUUGUAUCAUUUCAUUUGUUCUUUACACAAAGGCUGUCAAUUGAUGUACAUGUAUGUUAAAAAAUUGUGUAUGUUGUCUUGAUUACACCACAUUGAAAAAAAUACCAGUGAAGGUUCAAUAUCUUAUGAGAGAUAUAUAUUUUUUUAUAGACAAACAACACUUUGGCAUGGUAAAGAAUUUCUCCAGAUAAUUUUCAUCCAUGCAAACAAAAAGCUAGAUAGGGCAACUAUAUAUCAAAUUUUAACAGUAAAAUGUUUAAUCUGAAUAAGGGAAUUUAUACAGGUGAAAUGUACAACCAUCCCAAGCUGUAAUAAAUUUAUAAUAGUACUUUUAAAUUCUGUGUAUAAUCAUUCAGUUCACUCCAUUUGAUCAAAUUAUAUUUAUAUUUUAUGCCCCAUUUAUGGGCAUUAUGUUUUUCGGUCCGUGCGUCCGUUUGUUCGUCCGUCUAUCUGUCCGGCUUCAGGUUCAAGUUUUUCAGGUUUAAGUUUUUGGUUAAGGUAGUUUUUGAUGAAGUUGAUGUCCAAUCAACUUGAAACUUAGUACACAUGUUCCCUGUGAUAUGAUCUUUCUAAUUUUAAUGCCAAAUUAGAGUUUUGACCCCAAUUUCACCGUCCACCGAACAUAGAAAAUGAUAAUGCGAGGGGGCAUCCUUGUACUAUGGACACAUUCUUGUUUCAUGUUAAAUUGAGAAAUGUAUUUCAAUGUGAUAGAAACAAUUUUGAAUCAUUGUGUGUAAUAAAGCAUUGUGCAAUACUGACUAUUAUUUAGUUGAUUUCUCAUAUUGUUUAGUUUUUAUUUACAUUUCCUUUAUUUUCUACUUUGUUAAUUACAAUCUUGUUUAAAAGGCUUAAUAGAUAUUAAAGUAUAGAUAUUCAUGUCAUAGUAUUUUUUGAAAGAAUAUAUACAAAUAUGUCUGCAUAUUUGUGGGGAAAAGUUUCAGAAUUUUGUUAAUCUUUUGUUCAAUGAAGAUUAAUUUUUAAUUGUCUUCUCUUGUCUUCAUGCUUUCUAUACUAUUAUUAUAUGAUGAUUUCAGACAAUCUUGAAAUUUAUACAGCAAAGGAUAUUUCCAAGUGUAAAUUGGAAGAACAUAGUCCAAGUAUAGUAAAAAAAUUAAUCAACUCCUGGUAAUGGUCAUUUCUUAUACUUUUCCUUCAUUUAUUCUUGAAAAUGUACAGACUCUAUACUUAUUUUUUAUUGGAUUUCACAUGAGUCUCAUAUAUAUUCACUUUUUAUCAUAUUAUUUAGUUUUAGUUAAGGAAUUUAUUUAUUGUAAUCUUUGAACAUUGCACAAAUCUAUUUAUUCUUAUGUACAUUCCAGAUUUGAUUUCCACAUAUCAUAUUUACAUUAAUUUACAUGAUAUUGUAAAUAGUCUACAUAUGUUUCACUACUGAGUAUACUGUCUGAAAUUCAUAUAGUCUGCCUACAACAAAAUUGGUUCAGUUAGGAGCUGUUUAAAUUAGCUUUUUAGAAAAGAAAAAGUUACUAGCUUUUACAUGUUUAUACAUUGUUUUCUUCAGUUGAUGUAAAGAUGAAUUGAUAUUUAACAAUCUGUAGACAGAAGAAGUAUAAUUUCUUGGUACAGUUUUUCUUCUAUAAAUGAAUUAAUUACAGUUCUAUAGUAAAUAAUUUAAGUAGAAAAAAGGGUAUAUGGAAAAUAGAAGUUAAGCUGGACUAUGCAAUCAAUUAUUGCCUUUUAUUACUAAAAAUAUAUAUUGAGUUAAGUGUCUUUCAUUUUAACAAAUUUCAAAAUAACAUUAAACUGUACAAUUGUGUUUAAAGGUAUACUCAGAAAGAUAAUUGUAAAAAGUGAUUUCUUCAGCACUUUCCUUCGAAGGAAGAGAAUAAAUAUUUUUUUUUUCAUUGUUUAUAGAACAGGUUUUGUAUUCAAAGCUAUUGAGGGCAUCUUUUCUGCAGAGGAAAUGUGGCUUUUAAAAUUUAUAGAUCAAUAAGUGAGAGGUUAAACCAAAAAAAUAUUGUUUAGACACAUACAUCCUCCCAAGAGGCAUUCUCUCCCUUUAAAAAAAGCCUAAUAAAGGGGGACUACAGUUAAUUGUAGAAAUUUUAAAGUCACUAUAUAAAGGAAUGCAUAUCAAUUAUGCAGAUUUUAGUUUUUUUUUAGGAGAUGCAUGUUUUCCGUCCAAUAGUUCGCUGUUUUUGUGAUGUCAAAAUAAUGUGCUAGAAGUGGUAUACUACAAACUUGAUUUCAUGCAAUUAUGGUGCAUAAAAUAUCGGCUAUAUUUUUGUUUUCAAUUUGUUUUGAAAUGUUUGCAAAUUUCUUUCAUCAAUUAAAGAAAUAAAAGAACAUGUACAUGACAAGUAUUUAAAUCUUAUAACUAAUUGUAUAUUUCAAAUAACUCCCUUACAAUAUAAUUGUAAAUAGAUUAUAAUUUAUGGUGUUAAUUUAUCCAGACAUUUUAAAUUCAUGGAAAUGCAAGAUGAAAAAAAUAUUUGAGGAGAUAGAAGUCCCCAUUGUUGAUUGUUUUAAUAUUUACAGUAUUUUACAGAAUUAUGAUUGGUUACAGCUUUAGAAAAUUUAGUCCUUAGUAAUGAUAAUAUUACAAUUCCAAAAUCACAAAUAUAACAGACAAGUCUUUAUUUUGAAGUGAUAGUCUUUUGCUAUGAAAAAUACCCAUUCCUAACUGCACCAUGUUUUGCAGAAUUGUCUUUAACUUGUGAACAUGUUUGAAGGUAUUUGUGGUAUAAGGGGUUUUACAGUAGUGAUCCUCAAUGUAAUAUAUAAAUGUAGUCAUGAUAUUUUUAGUAACACAAAUGUACAAUUGAACGAGAGCUUGCUUUUAAAGGCUAAUGUACAAUCUUACUACCUAUUUUGGUAUACUUUAAUGACUUGUUUUACGUUGUCUAUAUCUUCGUAUAAAAUAAACAUAUGUCACAAUCA
Messenger RNA from Mytilus californianus (California mussel), 5094 nucleotides. RefSeq names its product protein unc-119 homolog B-A-like. Gene Ontology annotation, molecular function: lipid binding. The coding region runs from base 177 to 845 and encodes 222 amino acids. Lineage: Eukaryota; Metazoa; Mollusca; Bivalvia; Mytilida; Mytilidae. The transcript is spliced from 5 exons. Gene Ontology annotation, cellular component: cilium. The record is from RefSeq and is a predicted model, not a curated record. Gene Ontology annotation, biological process: cilium assembly; lipoprotein transport; nervous system development.